AUGGCAACGGCAACGGCCCCUACAUACACUUUGUUCCUCGGAACUUUUAUCCAUCUUCCCCGCAAACCGACUGGGGUGGAUCCGGAUGCGAAAUGGCGACCCGAGCUUGAGAUUAAUCACGGCGCGUUAUGGGUUUCGAAUAGCGACGGGAAAAUCGCGGGGUAUGACUGGUUUUUCUCACCAGCUGACGGCAACGUGAAGGCGUUGGCGGAGAAGUUGGGGCUGAGCGGAAAGGUCACGGAAGUGGUUCGCGCAAGGGAGGACAGGAAUGAGUUUUUCUUCCCCGGAUUUAUCGGUAUGCCCCCUUCGUCCCCUAAGCAUAGCCAAUGGCAUCAGGCAGAGGCUGACAAAACGGAAGAUACACACAUCCACGCCCCGCAAUACCCCAACUCGGGCAUCUUCGGCUCCUCGACCCUCCUCGACUGGCUCGAAACAUACACCUUCCCCCUCGAAUCCUCCUUCAGCGACACCUCCAAAGCCCGCGCCGUCUACUCGCGCGUCAUCGCCCGCACGCUCGCCAACGGCACCACCUGCGCCUCCUACUUCGCCACCAUCCACGUCCCCGCCACCAACCUCCUCGCCUCCCUCUGCCACGCCCGCGGCCAGCGCGCCCUCAUCGGCCGCGUUUGCAUGGACAACCCCUCCUUCUGUCCGGACUAUUAUCUCGACCCCUCGCCCGAAGCUUCCGUCACCAAAUCCCAAGAAACAAUCGCCCACAUCCACUCCAUCGACCCAGCCGGCACGCUUAUCCACCCCAUCCUCACCCCGCGCUUCGCGCCGACCUGCUCCGCGCCCGCCCUCCGCGGCCUCGCCCAGCUCGCAAACUCCUACAAUCCCCCGCUCCACAUCCAAACCCACCUCUCCGAGAAUACAGGCGAGAUAUCUCUCGUCCGCGAGCUCUUCCCCCAGAGCAAGGACUACACAUCUGUAUACGACGACUUCGGGCUCCUCACGCCGCGCACGAUCCUCGCGCAUGCGGUGCAUCUGUCCCCGUCUGAGCGGGAACUGAUUGCGUCGCGGGGCGCCAAGGUAUCGCAUUGUCCCGCGUCGAAUUCAGCGCUGGGGAGUGGGAUUUGCGCUGUGAGGAAAUUGCUAGAGGCGGGGGUGGAGGUUGGACUGGGCACGGAUGUGAGUGGCGGGUAUAAUUGCAGUGUGCUCGAGGCGGUGCGGCAGGCGUGUCUUGUUUCGAGACUGUUGAGGCAUAGUCAUAAUCAUUCUCAGGAAGGUGGCAGUGAUGGUGAGGAGGUGCUGAGUGUCGAGGAGGGGUUGUACCUUGGUACGCGGGGCGGCGCGGCGGUUGUGGAUCUGGCCGGGGAGAUCGGGGGCUUUGAGGUUGGGAUGUCCUUUGAUGCGCAGAUGGUUCGGCUGGGUCAUACUCAUACGUCGUCCUCGGCGGCGGCUGAGCACGGGGUUGUAGACCUGUUUGGGUGGGAGUCGUGGACGGAGAAAGUGCAUAAGUGGGUGUGGACGGGGGAUGAUCGGAACGUGAGGGCCGUUUGGGUUCGGGGGACGUUGGUUCACUCUUUGGAUGAAGGACAAUCGGAUGUGAGCACAUCGGGGAGAAAGAAGGCUACGUGGACCGGGACGGGCUGGGAGUCGAGGUGGUGGUUGUGUGGGUUGGGGUUUGUGAGCGCUUGGUUCGUUUUUGAUAGAGUCAUGCGGUAG
This is a messenger RNA of Aspergillus udagawae, 1665 nucleotides long. Its product is annotated as chlorohydrolase family protein. Gene Ontology annotation, molecular function: zinc ion binding; guanine deaminase activity. The record is from RefSeq and is a predicted model, not a curated record. Gene Ontology annotation, biological process: guanine metabolic process. The transcript has a single exon. Gene Ontology annotation, cellular component: cytosol. Bases 1 to 1665 code for a protein of 554 amino acids. Lineage: Eukaryota; Fungi; Ascomycota; Eurotiomycetes; Eurotiales; Aspergillaceae.